AUGCUGAUUAUCGGUUUAACUGGUGGCAUCGCCACAGGUAAAUCAUCUGCUAGUGCCUAUUUUAAAUCGCAAGGUAUUCCUAUUGUUGAUGCUGAUAAAAUUGCUCGUCUUGUUGUUGAACCUGAUAGGCCUGCUUAUUAUCAAAUAUUAAAACAAUUUGGUCAUUUAAAUAUUCUUGAAACGAAUAGUCGAUCGUUAGAUCGAAAGCGUUUAGGUGAUGUUAUUUUUACUAAUGAACUAAUGCGUAAACAAUUAAAUAGAUGUACACAUGGCUAUAUUCGUCGUGAAGCUCUUAAACAAUUGAUAGGAAGUUUUUUUCAAUUUCGAUCAAUUGUUAUAUGGGAUGUCCCACUUUUAUUUGAAGUUGGUCUUGAUCGAUUUUUAUCAAAUACAUUAGUUAUAUUUUGUGAUCAAACAGUUCAAUUAGAUCGUUUGAAAAAACGCGGCGAUAUCAGCGAUGAUGAACAAGCAUUAAAACGUAUCAAUGCUCAAAUGGAUUUAAAUGAAAAGUGUCGACGAGCACGUUAUAUUAUCGAUAAUAAUAGUACAAAAGACGUAUUACAUAAACAAUUGAAAGAUUUUCUAACUAAAAUUCAGUUCAGUCAAGUGAAUACUUUAGUUUGGUUUGUUGUACUCUGCAUACCACUCGCAUUAACAUAUGGUAUUCUUCGACUUUGGGAUUUAAUAGAUCAAUUUAAAUAUCGUAAUUGA
Molecule: messenger RNA, 711 nt
Organism: Rotaria socialis
Lineage: Eukaryota; Metazoa; Rotifera; Eurotatoria; Philodinida; Philodinidae
Source: the annotation of a GenBank genome assembly